Messenger RNA from Recurvomyces mirabilis, 3081 nucleotides. RefSeq names its product serine/threonine protein kinase (gene FUN31). Gene Ontology annotation, biological process: intracellular signal transduction; protein phosphorylation; negative regulation of glycogen biosynthetic process. The transcript has 2 exons. The record is from RefSeq and is a predicted model, not a curated record. NCBI's taxonomy places the organism in Eukaryota, Fungi, Ascomycota, Dothideomycetes, Mycosphaerellales, Teratosphaeriaceae. The coding region runs from base 1 to 3081 and encodes 1026 amino acids. Gene Ontology annotation, molecular function: ATP binding; protein serine/threonine kinase activity. Gene Ontology annotation, cellular component: cytoplasm; nucleus; cytosol.
AUGCGUGAGAAGAUUGGCUGGGCAGCUUCGUCUCCGCGCAUAGCAAGCGCGCAGGCCAGGCUGAACGGCGACGAGGAGCUGCUGAGUAUGAUGGAACUCCUGCAGAAGGCUAACAUGAUGGGCAAUGGUACUCUUGACUCUCACAUUAUGGACGCUGGACAUGGCCUUGGUUUAGGACCACUUACAGGACCUGCUCACAUGGCCAUGGCGAAUGAAAAUGUGUUCGAGCGUAGCUUUAUGCCAAUCUCAGAGGAUCAGAGCGAAAGUCCCACGAACAUGGAGGGCCCUGAGACGCCAAGGCCGGCCCAGUCACGGGAGACAGAGGAGGUUGAGAAGCGUCGAGUCUCGCCCAUGGAACUGACUCCACAGAACUCACUGUCACAAGUCCCGAUCAAAUCCAGCGAGCAUGAUUCUUUGAGCCUGUCACGAAUGACUACAAACGACGACAUCCCUGGUUUAGCAUCACAAAGACCGCACAAGUCUUCACUGAAGCGAACAUAUACUGAUGUAGCAGGAUACUCUCUGCAGCAUCGACUCACCGAAGCACUUGCACAGCCAUAUCGCAGCAGCGGGAACAGCUCAGCAAUAACGCCUACACGAGCGCCGACGCUACCGGCUCAGGGUCAACCUCGCAGCUCGACCGUUAUUGAGCGUGCUCCUCAUGGCCAUCGCAAUGCUCAAGCUCAAGCGAUCUUCACGACUGAAGCUCAGUCGCCUUGGACAAUCACCGCUGCGAACGAUCUUGCGUGUCUAGUGUUUGGUGUAACUCGAGCUGAAGUGAGGAAGCUUGGUAUUAUGGAAGUCAUCAAACCCGAACGGCGCAAAUGGCUCGAGGACAAGCUUCGGAACCCUCAGAUUGUGCCAGCACAGCAAAGACCGAAACCACAACCUGCUCAGAAGAGCACCAGUCCGAACAGUAGUCUUACUGGUAUGCGAAACGGCGUUACUGCGAAAUUGCUAGCGAAGCCCCCUGCUCGAGAAACAUACCAGAGCAGGAGAAGCAAGACCGAGAACGGUCUGCAGAUACCCCCGACAGGUAUCGGUCUGCAUCACAAUAACAACAAAAGUCGAGGUGUGCUGUUGUGCGGCGAUGUUGUUCCCAUCCAGAAGAUGAAUGGCUCGACGGGUAGUGCAUCUCUAUGGGUCAAGGAGAAAAGUGGCAACCUUAUUUGGGUACUGGAGGAGAUCGCCGAGGAUGUGGCAAUGAUUACCGUAGACGAAAUUGGCUCGAUAGUCCGUGGAGGGGGCGACGUAGAAGCCAUCUGGGGUAUGGAGCGAUUACGCGCUGGUAUGGAUGUGCAGAAGCUCAUUCCCACUUUUCCGAAGCUGGCAGGUACCAACACUGGAGCCCUUGACUAUGACGCCGUGGCUGAGCUACGACGCUUCACAGCACGGACAGCGAACUCGAUUGAUAUACCUGUGACUAUCGACCAAUUGUCCGGCCAGAGCACCUUCCGGGUCAGCAGCUUUCCACAUAUUGCUGGUAUUAUGGUACUUCAUCCGCAGACUAUGCGAGUCAGCAGUAGCAAUAAUGUGUUCUCUGCGGCACUCUUCGGCCAUGCGAGUCCGGAUGGUAUGCCCAUUACUGACCUUAUACCGAACUUCGACAAGAUCUUGAACGUCAUCACGGACGAAGACAAGAUCAAGCUACAAGAUGGUAUUGUGAUCCCCGAGCACUCUUUCCGACGUGCAAGAUCAGUAUUGGCACUCCGAGAAGGGUCGACUGACGCUGCCGCUAUCUUCCUGCGACCUAGCGGCUUGCCGGCAAGACAUCGUGAUGGCGCUGAGAUCAUGAUUGAUGUGCAGAUGCGUGUGGUCAAGUCUGACCGUGACCCGAUAUAUAACGAGCAUGUCAUCGAAGAAGAGGAAAGAUCAUCUUACGUGGGCAGCGAAGUGGUGUUCGCGCUAUGGAUUACUUACAGUCGUCAAAUGCAUGCUGUCAACCAUGGCAUCGGCCACGUCAUGCCGCUGAUGAGUCGACCUGGCACACCACCCCAACAACCUGCGCCUGACCAUGCAAAUGGACGCCACGUCAACGAGGCGAUGCCGAGCCCCAUGGUCUUAGCAGAGAACGGCGAAGACGAUGUGCGGACCAGCUUACUCACAGCUCAACUUGAAGAAGCGAAGGCGCAGGAAAGUGCUUCUGCAAACCCGAGCGACGGCGAGCCUUUCGAGCAUCCAGCUCCGGAUAUGGUCAAGGCUGGCUGCAAAGUGAUCAAGAAGAAAACGAUUGAUGAAUUCAACAUUCUCGAAGAAAUGGGGCAAGGUGCGUACGGUCAAGUAAAGCUGGCAAGGUACAAGAAAGCUGCAGCAAAGAAGAUGGUCAUCAAGUACGUCACAAAACGGCGUAUCUUGGUCGACACAUGGCAUCGUGACAGGCGACUAGGCACUGUACCACUCGAAAUUCACGUUCUGGACUACCUCCGACGGGAAGGAAUGCAACAUCCCAACAUCGUAGAAAUGAUCGACUUCUUCGAAGACGACACAAACUACUAUAUCGAGAUGCUGCCACAUGGCCUACCAGGCAUGGAUCUCUUCGACUACAUCGAACUUCGCGUGACGAUGGAAGAGCGAGAGUGCCGGAAGAUCUUCCGGCAGGUGGCUGAAGCUAUCAGCCAUCUGCACAUCAACGCCAAGGUCGUGCAUCGUGAUAUCAAGGAUGAAAAUGUCGUUCUCGAUGGUGAGGGUAGGGUCAAGUUGGUGGAUUUCGGGAGUGCGGCGUACAUCAAGAGUGGUCCUUUUGAUGUGUUUGUUGGGACUAUUGACUAUGCUGCACCCGAAGUCCUCCGCGGCCACCCAUACCGAGGCAAAGAACAAGACGUCUGGGCUCUAGGCAUCUUGCUCUACACCAUCGUCUACAAGGAGAACCCGUUCUACUCGAUUGACGAAAUCAUGGACCACGAUCUCAGGGUACCGUAUGUGAUGAGUGAGGAUUGCAUCGAUCUGAUUCGGAAGAUGUUGGAUCGGGAUGUGGAACGCAGGAUUGGUAUCCAGGGAGUAUUGGAGCAUCCUUGGUGCACGGUCGUUGAUGAGGUGGAGGUUGCUGCUGGGAGCGCGAUCGAAGAGAGUGCGCAGGAGUAG